Peromyscus maniculatus bairdii (prairie deer mouse) is the source of this 2719-nucleotide messenger RNA. It is a transcript of the gene Rdh13, whose product is annotated as retinol dehydrogenase 13. Gene Ontology annotation, molecular function: oxidoreductase activity. The record is from RefSeq and is a predicted model, not a curated record. Lineage: Eukaryota; Metazoa; Chordata; Mammalia; Rodentia; Cricetidae.
UGGCCCCGCCCCGGGCCGUGUUGUAGUGGCCGCGUCCUUCCACUUCCACGCACGUGGGUUCCUGAGCCCCGCGUUGGAGCGGCCUGCAGUGCAGAUCCACCCACACGCUGUUCCCCAGGCUGGAAUGAACCGCUUUGUGCUGCCCGUGUCCGUAGUGGGCACGGUGAUCGGCGGCACCGUGCUGCUCAAGGACUAUGUUGCUGGUGGGGCUUGUCCCAGCAAGGCCACCAUACCUGGGAAGACAGUCAUCGUGACAGGAGCCAACACGGGUAUCGGCAAACAAACUGCUUUGGAACUGGCUAAAAGAGGAGGCAACAUCAUUCUGGCCUGUCGUGACAUGGAGAAGUGUGAGGCGGCUGCCAAGGACAUUCGUGGAGAGACCUUGAAUCCCCGUGUACGUGCCCAGCACCUAGACUUGGCUUCCCUCAAGUCCAUCCGAGAGUUUGCUAGGAAGAUCAUCAAAGAGGAGGAGCGAGUGGACAUUCUGGUCAACAACGCAGCCGUGAUGCGGUGCCCGCACUGGACCACGGAGGAUGGCUUUGAGAUGCAGUUUGGAGUCAACCACCUGGGUCACUUUCUGUUGACAAACUUGCUGUUGGAGAAGCUGAAGGCCUCAGCCCCUUCACGUAUCAUCAACCUCUCAUCCCUGGCUCAUGUUGCUGGGCACAUAGACUUUGAUGACUUGAACUGGAAGACGAAAAAGUAUGACACCAAGGCAGCCUACUGCCAGAGCAAGUUGGCUGUUGUCCUCUUCACCAAGGAGCUGAGUCGCCGGCUACAAGGCACAGGUGUGACUGCCAAUGCUCUGCACCCCGGUGUGGCCAGGACAGAGCUGGGAAGGCAUACAAACAUACACAACUCUGCCUUCUCCAGCUUCACACUUGGGCCCUUCUUCUGGCUGCUGUUCAAGACUCCCCAGCUGGCGGCGCAGCCCAGCACAUACUUGGCGGUGGCAGAGGAACUGGAGAGUGUUUCUGGGAAGUACUUUGAUGGACUCAGGGAGAAGGCUCCAUCUCCCGAGGCAGAAGAUGAGGAAGUAGCCCGGAGGCUUUGGGCUGAAAGUGCCCACUUGGUGGGCUUGGACAUGGCUCGUGGGUCCGUUGGGAGGGGACAUUCCCUCCCCAGAUAACCUUCAAAUAUCCAGAUGGAGUUUCAUCACAACUGCUGGCCGCCAUGCCCUCAUCAUCCUCUAGGGGCAGCGUUGGCACGGUUAGACUCUCAAGACCAUGACUGCUGGCUGCCAUGCCCUCAUCAUCCUCUAGGGGCAGUGUUGGCACUGUCAGACUCUCAAGACCAUGACUGCUGGCUGCCAUGCCCUCAUCAUCCUCUAGGGGCAGUGUUGGCACUGUCAGACUCUCAAGACCAUGACUGCUGGCCGCCAUGCCCUCAUCAUCCUCUAGGGGCAGUGUUGGCACGGUUAGACUCUCAAGACCAUGACUGCUGGCCAUCUGGCUGCCAUGCUCCCAUCUUCCUGUAGGUGGCAGUGUUGGCCCUAGCGUUUAUUGUUAGCCGGCCACAUUCAGUUGGACCACAGCUGAGCACUGGGGAGGAGGACAGGUACAAUGUACUCUAUUGGUUACUGGGGAGCUGGUCUAUGAGGGGUCUCCCUUGGGAAUGGCUUUGGGCAGUGUCCAUAGACAGCGGUAGCUGUGGUGGUGGACGGAUGGGUCUACUGUUAAAGAUCGGGAAAUCAGACAGAUACGGCCAGUCAUAGCUCUUUGAGGGCCUUUGCAAACUUCUCAUUCCUCUCCGAGACUUGGCUGUUGUUUCAGGAAAGCAACUGGGGGGAGGAAAAGGGCUUAUUUUGGCUUAGAGGUUAUUGUCCAUCAUGGAGGAGGGAAGCCGAGGCAGGAACUCAAGGCACGAGCUUGAAGCAGAUACCAGUGGAGGUUUGCUCCCAGGCCUACGUUCAGAUACCUUUCUUUUAUUUUUAUUAUUAUCUUUUUACAGAGAGGUUCUUACUCUGUAACUCUGGCUUUCCUGGAACUUGCUAUGUUUCAGUUCAAAACCAGGCUGGCCUUGAAUUCACAGAGCUCUGCCUGCUGGGAUUAAAGACAUGUGUCACCAUGCUUGGGCCAGGUGCCAGCCGGUAGCCCUGGGCUGGCACCACCCACAGUGGGCUUGUCUCUUCUACAUCAGUUAGCAAUCCAGACAUUCCCCCAGGGCAACCUGGUCCAAGCAGUUCUCCAGUCGAGGAUCCGACCCCCUUCUAGGUGUGCCAAGUUGGUAACCGAACAAACCAGGACAGCUCUCGAUUGCAGACUGCAAAGGAUAACUGCUACCUCACGGGAUGGUGUGGGCAUUAAGCUCUUGCCUGGCUCAGUAAAGGGCCACCAGGGUCCUCUUGUGUCCUGGGCCCUGGCUGAGGUGCUGGGGUUCUGUGGAGAACCUGGCGUAGGCCUUGCUUUUGUUAGCUCUGAAUUGCUCAGGAUGGAAUGGAGUGAAAUGCUGCUGGCUGCUGCCGCUGAAGACCAGCGUGACCUGGGAUCAUGAUCUCUCCAGUACCUCAGACUCUCACGCUUGUUGUUUGAUUAUAAUAACUUGUUGAGUGUAGUGGCACAGAUCCCUAACACCAGCACAGAAGAGGUGGAGGGUCUUGAGUUCAAGGUCAUCCUCCACCGGCCUGGGCUGUACAAGGUCCGGUGAAAACAAGUCAAGAUAAUGACAUCUCCAAAUGUAGCUGAGUCAUAGAUUUAAAUAAAAACAAACCUUUACUUAG